Molecule: messenger RNA, 3258 nt
Organism: Egretta garzetta (little egret)
Lineage: Eukaryota; Metazoa; Chordata; Aves; Pelecaniformes; Ardeidae
Gene: SYT6
Product: synaptotagmin 6
Exons: 8
Coding region: 1431-3002 (523 amino acids)
Biological process (GO): regulation of dopamine secretion; calcium-ion regulated exocytosis; regulation of calcium ion-dependent exocytosis
Cellular component (GO): membrane
Molecular function (GO): calcium-dependent phospholipid binding; clathrin binding; phosphatidylserine binding
Source: RefSeq, a predicted model, not a curated record
GAGGGCAGAAGUAGCUUAGGGAAACUUUUCCAUCACGUAACAGCUCCCAUCAGGGACAGAUCCUGCACGGAACUGUUUUCUUUAUACCAACAUAGACAUAUCCGCAAAAAGUCCAGGUUCUUAAGGUUUCUUAUGAAACUGUUUGACGUGGAGUUUCCUGGGCACAGUUCCAAGACUCAACCCCCAGUACAGGGAGGGGGUACCUCUGUGCCCUGCUUUGGUGAGAAUGCAUUUAGCCAAACCUCCGAGGGAGUUCCACCACUGACUUGUCCAAUCCUAUUUAUUAUUGAAUAAGACGGGGCCUGUUUAUUCACCCCAGCAGUGAUCAGUAUUUCCACCUCAGAGCUACAGCAGAAAAUAAAUGGUGCAGAAGGCUGGUGAGGAAGAGGAAAAGCUGCAAAAACUCCUGGGUGGCAUUUACUCCUCCCAUCUGCACCUCCUGGCGUAUUCCAGCCCUCCUUUCCAGCCAAAGAGCCCAUGGGCAGCCAGGAAGCUCUGCCUCAAGCUUGUAGUGAAUUUGCUAAGCUAGGUAAUUUUGUGGGAAAACGAUGUGUUUCCUCUGGGGUAUCAGAAACAACGGACGGCUUUCAGGUGCCUCGUUCCGCUGUAGGUGUUGCAUUUGUGUCUGAUGCUUCCUUAAGAUUUCAUUUAUAAAAGCUGAUGCAAAAAUCCUAAAUGCUGUUGUAUUCCCAGCUAGCAUGUUAGCAAAGCUUGGCUAUAGAAACGGAUUCCUGAAUACUUUGGUGCUAUGGUUCACCAGUGGUGGUCGGGGUUUCUUUUUACUAUUUUUUUUUUUAAAUAAUUUUUAAAUUCAGCUAUUUUUUUCAAGAUAAAAAUCUAGUCUUUCCUCACAUUUUUUAGAUUUUCUCAGCCUUAAAGGAUAAAUACCUUAUUACAGCUGUACAAAAUUAAACUGCAUGACCAAAGGCAACAGGAGGGCGUCUUAUGGCUUCUAUUUAAGGUACGUCAGGGAUCGCGUUUGUAGUAGCUGUGACGAAGCACAGACGUGAGUCUCCCAGUUUAUCCCAGUUUAUUCUCUAAGGGCUAAGCUGCCUGCUAAGGGUGGAUUUUGUGGGAGAUUGAUCUAAAUGCAGUUUUUGAGUGAGUCUGGCGUUUCUUAGAGGUCCCGGAGCCAUAGGUAUGGAAGCUCUUUCCUCUUCAGAAAAGGAUUGAAAUGCUGAAAUAAAUAGCGUAUGAGGUAAAAGUGGCUCAGAGAGUCAGAGACCAUGCAGAGCUCCUGUGCUAUUCAGAACAGGAAGAGUGUGUAGCACUUUCUGUGCAGCCUCCUCCUGUGUCUGGUGUCAUUGCAUCAGCAGCCUGUGAGUUUGGGGUUUUUUUUGUGGUAUUUACUUUUUAUUCCCUAUGGGCACAUCUGGACAAGAUGUGAGUGUUGAUAGUACAACAACCAUCUGCUUCCAGGAUCACGGUAGAUGGAUUCUUUUAAUAUAGCGCCUGAACACCGGCGGCAUGAAGCAAAAGGGCAGUUGCUGCUGGUACAGCACUGGAGCUUGUUUCUAUCGUGCAAUUCUGCAGUUCUUGACUUCAGACUCAGCAGUUUGCCAAUGCCACAGAACAAACCCCGGAUGAUAUUUUAUAGCCAGCCUAAGCAUCAUGGUGUAAAGCUUCGUAGCUCUGGCCAUCUGGAGACCCAUUUCUCCCCAGAUGUGUCUGAGCUGUGCUGGGUUCCCUGGAGGAACAAGACCCUUUCUUCUAACCUGGCCGUCUUGCAGAGCGAGGCAGGCUGCAAUAAGGAGAACAUGGCAGACAAGCUCAAGGACGCAGGCGCCAUAAGUUUCCUGGAAGCAGCGGUGAAGAUCAGCCACACAUCGCCAGACAUCCCCGCAGAGGUCCAGAUGUCCAUGAAAGACCACAUCAUGCGGCGCACGCGGAUCCAGAGGCAAACAACGGAGCCAGCGUCUUCCACCAGGCACAUCUCCUUCAAAAGGCACCUUCCUCGGCAAAUGCAUGUAUCCAGCAUGGACUACGGCAUGGACCCACCAGCUGUGGCUGAGCAGCCGACCAGCAUAGGUCGCAUUAAGCCCGAACUCUAUAAGCAAAAAUCUGUUGACUCUGAGGACCCAAAAAAAGAGGCAGCAAAAACCUGCGGGAAAAUUAAUUUUACUCUCAAGUAUGACUACGAGAAUGAGACGCUGACUGUCCGAAUUCUCAGGGCUUUUGACUUGCCAGCCAAAGACUUCUGUGGCAGCUCAGAUCCCUAUGUGAAGAUCUACCUCCUGCCUGACAGAAAGCGCAAGUUCCAGACACGAGUUCACAGGAAGACUCUGAAUCCCACCUUUGAUGAGUCCUUCCAUUUCCCUGUGCCCCACGAGGAGCUGGCGAGCAGGAAGCUCCACCUGAGCGUCUUUGACUUUGACAGGUUCUCCAGACAUGACAUGAUAGGAGAAGUUAUCUUGGAGAACCUGUUUGAGGCCUCAGACCUUUCCCGGGAGACUUCCAUCUGGAAGGACAUUCAGUAUGCCACGACGGAAAGCGUGGACCUGGGAGAGAUCAUGUUUUCCCUUUGUUAUUUGCCAACUGCAGGUCGCCUCACCUUAACAGUCAUUAAAUGCAGGAAUCUCAAAGCUAUGGAUAUCACUGGUUACUCAGAUCCAUAUGUCAAAGUGUCUUUGCUCUGUGAUGGGCGAAGACUGAAAAAGAAGAAAACCACCAUAAAGAAAAACACACUUAAUCCCACUUACAAUGAAGCAAUAAUCUUUGACAUCCCCCCAGAGAACAUGGAUCAAGUCAGUCUGCUUAUCUCCGUCAUGGAUUAUGAUCGAGUGGGUCACAAUGAGAUUAUCGGGGUUUGCCGUGUGGGGGUCAAUGCGGAAGGACUGGGCAGAGACCACUGGAAUGAGAUGCUGGCAUACCCACGCAAGCCCAUCGCACACUGGCAUCCACUAGUGGAGGUAAAGAAGUCUUUCAAAGAGUGGCAAGGCCGGGCAGCGAGCUUUGACAGCCAGGGCUCCUGCCCCUCGCCUAAACCACCACCCACACCGUGAUCCAGCGUGCGACGAGUCAAACGGGACGAAACCGAGUUAUUUCUGCACUUGGCCAACAGUCUCAGUAAUUUGUUGCUGAGUGGCAGUGGCAGCAGUGAGACUUUUUGGUCUAGUUGUUCCUGCGUAAGUAAGGGCAGAAACCCGUUUUAUGGUCAAAUAUGUCUUUGUCUAAUAUGUCUCCCAAGGUGAUUUUUUUUUUGUGGCUUUUACUGUACGGAUCUGUUUCCAGAGGAAGACGGUGGACUGAGACAUGAGC